AUGGCGUCCAGCAAACCUAUGAAUGUGCGCUUAAAGCAAAGAGCUGUUAUUGAGUUCCUUACUGCAGAGGGAGCUGCACCCAUCGAUAGUCAUAGGCGAAUGAAGCAUGUCUAUGGUGAAGCAUGUGUAGAUGUAAGUACUGUUCGAAGAUGGACAAAGGAGUUUGCUGAAACCAAUCCAGCAGAGACUGAUUUGCAUAACCAAGCUCGAUGUGGUCGUCCCAACUCUGCCAGUGAUGUUCAACACCAGGAGAGAGUGGAUGAGAUCAUCCGAGCAAUCCUGACUCGUUAUACUGAUGAAGGUGAAGCUUUCUUACGCCGCAUAGUCACAGGAGACGAGACUUGA
Messenger RNA from Aplysia californica (California sea hare), 345 nucleotides. RefSeq lists its product as uncharacterized. The coding region runs from base 1 to 345 and encodes 114 amino acids. The transcript has a single exon. The record is from RefSeq and is a predicted model, not a curated record. Lineage: Eukaryota; Metazoa; Mollusca; Gastropoda; Aplysiida; Aplysiidae.